AUGCAUCAUCAUAUUUCAUGUUUUUUCAUCCGUAUUAGACCAAGCGAACACACACUUGUGUGGUGUGGCGUUCGCGAAGACCUCAGUGGUCUUUAUCCAAAGGACAAAGAAUUCGCGUGGUGGGCGUUCAGCUCUUGUACCGCUUCGAUGAGCGUUCUUGAAGCUCCAAAUUAUUUGGGAAAAACAGGCACAGGAACAAUGUUUUCUAUUCAAACCAGCAGUGGAAAGGAUAUACGUGCACAUUCAUAUUUUAACAAUGAAGAUGAAAUUCUCCUUCCACCCGGUAUUUAUCUCAAAGUAAUUGACAGCGUAAGUCAACCUGGUGGCCUGCGCAUAAUUCAUCUUCGAGAAAUUCCACCACCAUUUAAAAUGCUUGACGAUCCUUUUGAUCUUAGCCAAUUGAAAACGACGCCGCCAGAAUCCAAACCAUUAUUAAACAUAUUCAAAGCUCCAACAGAGCAAGAAAAAUAUGCAUCGACAAAUGUCACAACAAAAUCACCUGUACAAGCAUCUUCAAAACAAGGCAAGUUAGAUGGCAUGAUUUUCGCAGUUGUGACUUUCACAUUGGACUUUCAGCAAUCGCCAAAAGUUGUGUUUUUGUGA
Didymodactylos carnosus is the source of this 603-nucleotide messenger RNA. Lineage: Eukaryota; Metazoa; Rotifera; Eurotatoria; Philodinida; Philodinidae. The record is from the annotation of a GenBank genome assembly.